Messenger RNA from Tarenaya hassleriana, 1205 nucleotides. RefSeq names its product peroxisome biogenesis protein 22-like. The coding region runs from base 141 to 986 and encodes 281 amino acids. The record is from RefSeq and is a predicted model, not a curated record. NCBI's taxonomy places the organism in Eukaryota, Viridiplantae, Streptophyta, Magnoliopsida, Brassicales, Cleomaceae. Gene Ontology annotation, biological process: peroxisome organization. The transcript is spliced from 9 exons.
UUUUCGACGCGGUGGAGUCGUCUCUCUCUCGUUCGCUCGGCUGCUUCAAAAUCGAAAGCUGAAGCUAAGAAUCUGACGAUACAAUCUUCGUCGAGGCGAAGACGUUGAUUCAAAAUCGUCUCGGAGGCGGGAAGACGGCUAUGGCGGAAUCCUCGUCGUCAUCUUCGCCGUCGCCGACGGAGGAGCUGGUCAGGUUGAUCAAGCGGCUAGGGGCUUACGUCACCUUCAAGAUGUCCAGCCUCUUCUCUACGUAUUUUCGAAAUCUGGAUUCACGAUCCGUUGGUGCUAUUGCGGGGCUUGCCAUUGCUAUAAUUUUCACCUGGAGGGCGAUAAGAACUCCGGGGGAGCAGCAAAGAAGGCAACCGAAGAGGAGGGUAUCGACUGCUGGAAGUUCUUCUGCUGUUUCUCAGUCAAAUAUAGCAUCCAUUCCGCCUGAUGUUUCUUCGUCUCAUGAGUAUAUGGGAGUGCAAAAUGUGGUUGACGACUUUUUUCAACCUGUAAACCCGACCCUGGGCCAAAUAGUCAGGCGGAAACUUAGCGAAGGAAGGAAGGUAACAUGUCGCCUUGUUGGAGUGAUUCUUGAGCAAACAACUCCGGAAGAACUCCAGAAACAAGCAACAGUGCGAUCCUCCGUGCUGGAAGUACUUCUGGAAAUUACAAAGUUCUGUGAUCUUUAUCUCAUGGAAAGAGUUGUUGACGACGAAAGUGAAAAAAAGGUUCUCCGGGCUUUAGAAAGUGCUGGUGUUUUCACAUCUGGUGGUUUGGUCAGAGACAAGGUUCUGUUUUGUAGCACAGAGAUCGGAAGAACGUCGUUUGUCAGACAACUAGAACCUGACUGGCAUAUCGACACAAACCCAGAAAUCAUCACGCAAUUAGCAAGGUUCAUCAAGUAUCAGCUUCAUGUCUCUGCGGCGAAACCUGAGCGGACAGCGGCUCCAAACGUCUUUAGUUCUCCCUCUUUAGAACACUUCUUUGGAAGCUUUUGAUGGUCGAGGUUUAUCCACACAAAAAAAAAACUGAGAAAUGAAGCUUUCUUUCUUCUUGUUCUUGUCCUCGUUCUUGAAGUUUGAGUUAAAGACCGAAGAGUUUCCCUGUGUUUGGGAAGUAACAAUGUGUGUAAAUUACUAAAUUUCCUUUUUUUUGUAUCAGCAGAAUGUCUGAAGAAAUAUUUCAGUAAUUGAUAAUAUAAACAUUUUUAAUUCGUA